GAUGCUCGAGGCUACACCCGGUGACAGACAUGAACGCCGAGUCUGCUGUAACUAGUUCCGUUCAAAAUGAAUUGACACCUUUGGUAUUACGUCAGGAAACUCUAAAUGACGGCCAGGAAGGAGAGUCUCGUGGUGGUUUUCGUCUUUUCAGGAAAUGGUCGCCGUUCUCGAGCAAACUUUCGACAUUCCCGGGCGUUGCCGUUCCAUGCAUCCUUUCAAUUUUUAGUGUGAUUCUGUUUUUGCGGAUUGGAUACGUCGUGGGAAUGUCUGGAGUUGGUGCUUCUCUCGGAAUGUUGGCUCUUUGUUACUUUGUUGUGAUGCUGACUGUGUUGUCAUUGUCGGCAAUAUCAACAAAUGGUGCCAUCAGAGGCGGUGGAGCUUACUUUAUGAUAAGUCGAGCCCUAGGCCCUGAGUUUGGAGGUUCUGUGGGCAUAAUUUUCUACCUGGCCAAUGUCUUUGCCUGUUCUAUCAACACUCUAGGCUUUGUAGAAGCAUUAGUUAUCAACUUGGGGGUCAAAACAGGCAUUCUUACAGAGUCUCUCCCAAAUACGUCUGAAUGGAGAUAUCUUUAUGGAACAAUUGCACUUGUCUUCUGUCUAAUUAUUUGUUUAGUAGGAGCAAGUGUUUUCGCAAUAGCUAGUCUUGCAAUAUUUGUUGCUGUGAUGGUGGCCUUGAUUUCAGUAGUGGUCAGCUUUGCAGUCCAAAGUCAUCUCUCUGUGGUUGUCAUGACCGAUCAUUGUAGUAGUAACACGACACAGAAUCACUUAUUAUAUCGAUGCCAUAAAAAUCAAGAUCUUUGUGCAAACUACACCAGCUGGUCUGUGAAAACAUUCGACGAUAAUCUUCAAUCGGAGUAUGAGCAAGACUACUCAACUUGCAUAAUCACUAAUUUCAGAGUGAUAUUCUCUGUCUUGUUCAACGGUGUUACCGGGAUUAUGGCUGGUGCCAAUAUGUCGGGAGACUUGAAGAAUCCAAGCUUCGCCAUUCCGGUCGGAACAAUUGGUGCUUGCUUGUUUACGUUUAUCAUCUAUGCUCUGAUCAUGCUUUUUACGGGCUUUACUUGCUCGAGAGCUCUCUUACACAACAACUACAACUACAUGCUGUAUAUCAACUUGUGGCAUCCGUUUGUAACUAUUGGUGUUCUCUGUGCAACGUUGUCUUCGUCCCUGAGCACUCUCAUUGGCGCUUCUCGUGUGCUACAAGCGGUUGCUCAAGAUAAUCUAUUUGGAGUCUUCUUGAGGCCUUUUGCCAUCAUGAAAGGAUCCAAGAGGGACAAUCCCGUUUAUGCUCUGUUGCUUUCAUGGAUUCUAGUGCAGGCUGUCAUUGUGAUCGGCGAGUUGAACACCGUGGCUCCGUAUGUCGCCAUGUUCUUUCUGCUUUCGUACAGUAUGGUCAACCUAGCAUGCUUUGCAUUGUGCAUCGCAUCAACUCCUAAUUAUCGACCCACGUUUAGAUUCCAUUCGUGGCACACAGCAUUACUAGGCUUUGUUUCUUGUGUAGCAAUCAUGUUUUUUGUAAACGCUUUAGCAGCAGGACUUGCAAUAGGCGCUGGCAUUCUUCUCUUUGUUAUUGUAUCGGUUAUUGGGCCAGCGACACAUUGGGGAGAAGUCUCUCAAGGCCUCAUAUAUCAUCAAGUCAGAAAAUAUUUGCUUCGACUUGACAUUCGAAAACGCCAUGUGAAAUUGUGGCGACCGCAGAUGUUGUUUCUUGCUACGAAUCCUCGGGCUUCAUAUCCAAUGAUGGACUUUGUUAAUGACAUGAAGAAGGGAGGGUUAUAUGUAUUGGGUCAUGUUGUUGUCGGGUCAUUUGAAGAGAUGAACUUGGUCUUGCAAGAGGAGUUUCGUGUUUGGCUAGAUUUUAUCGACUGUACGAAGCUGAAGGCAUUCGUGGAGCUCACGAUUGCAAAGACUGUCCAAACGGGUGCUCGUAAUCUGAUGAUGAACUCUGGUCUAGGAGGUAUGAAGCCCAAUACUGUAGUUUUAGGCUUCUAUGACCAAUCGGUUCCAAAAAAUUCUCAAAUUAUUACCAAAACGUCUUUGUGGAAAACUAACCCAUUGGUACGGCUCUGUAAUUGUGUAGAGAAAAAUCCUGAGACGAAGUUGGAGCAUAUUAUUGACAGUUUUCCUUCUUUGAGACAGACGGUCAAUGAGCAAGUUGUCAAACCACUGGAGUAUGUUGGCAUUAUUAAGGAUGCAAUACUUAUGAAGAAGAACAUCUGUGUGCUUCAAAAUUUUUCCGUAUUCGACAAGUUUCAUCUACGAGACGGAACCAUCGAUGUGUGGCCAUUGUACAAAGUGGACCUAGAAGGUGAUAGUGGAGAUCAGACUGGAACAUUAAUUCUCCAGCUUGCCUGUAUCCUUCACAUGGUUCAUAUAUGGAAAGGAGCCACGGUGUUACGAGUCAUGGUGUUAGGAGGUGAGGAAGGUGAGGACAAGACCCACUUUAAGAGUCUAUUACAAAACCUUCGAAUCCCAGCUGAUGUUGUGAUGAUUUCUGGAGGUAAUAGUCAUCUGUCGUCUGGCCUUCACCCGGAUUCUUUCUUGGAGUUGGAGGUUUCACAAGAUGUGAACAGGCUAAUGCUCGAGCAUUCACGUGAUGCUCGUGUCAUAUUUACCGCUUUACCUGCUCCACCAGAUAGUGAUGAUGACUGUAUACGAUAUCUCAAUGCCAUGUCAGCGAUGUCAGCCAACCUUCCAUCGAUGGUAUUAGUUCAUGGUGUAGAGCACGUUGUUACCACAACGUUUUGAAGUCAUCUACAUCAUGAUCAAACGAGGAUAGAAACUAUUACUGUAACUGCAGUCUUUACAAUAUUGGGUGUCUAUA
Corticium candelabrum is the source of this 2823-nucleotide messenger RNA. RefSeq names its product solute carrier family 12 member 9-like. The record is from RefSeq and is a predicted model, not a curated record. Gene Ontology annotation, cellular component: membrane. Gene Ontology annotation, biological process: chloride ion homeostasis; chloride transmembrane transport; cell volume homeostasis. NCBI's taxonomy places the organism in Eukaryota, Metazoa, Porifera, Homoscleromorpha, Homosclerophorida, Plakinidae. Gene Ontology annotation, molecular function: potassium:chloride symporter activity. The transcript is spliced from 35 exons. The coding region runs from base 30 to 2747 and encodes 905 amino acids.